AUGCCUUCGGAACAAGGACACCGCCUCUACGUCAAGGGACGUCACCUCAGCUACCAGCGUAGCAAGCACGCCCUUACCCCCAACACCAGCUUGGUCAAGAUUGAGGGUGUUGAUGACACCAAGUCCGCCAACUUCUACCUUGGCAAGAAGGUCGCUUUCGUUUACCGUGCUAAGCGUGAGGUCCGCGGCUCCAACAUCCGGGUGAUCUGGGGCAAGGUCACUCGGCCACACGGCAACUCCGGUGUUGUGCGCGCCAAGUUCCGCAACAACCUCCCCCCCAAGUCUCUCGGUGCCACCGUCCGCGUUAUGCUCUACCCCUCCAACAUCUAA
Messenger RNA from Penicillium soppii, 330 nucleotides. Its product is annotated as 60S ribosomal protein eL33. Lineage: Eukaryota; Fungi; Ascomycota; Eurotiomycetes; Eurotiales; Aspergillaceae. Gene Ontology annotation, cellular component: cytosolic large ribosomal subunit; ribosome. Gene Ontology annotation, molecular function: structural constituent of ribosome. The record is from RefSeq and is a predicted model, not a curated record. Gene Ontology annotation, biological process: ribosomal large subunit biogenesis; cytoplasmic translation. The transcript has 5 exons. The coding region runs from base 1 to 330 and encodes 109 amino acids.